Molecule: messenger RNA, 2185 nt
Organism: Salmo salar (Atlantic salmon)
Lineage: Eukaryota; Metazoa; Chordata; Actinopteri; Salmoniformes; Salmonidae
Product: SH2 domain-containing adapter protein F
Molecular function (GO): phosphotyrosine residue binding
Source: RefSeq, a predicted model, not a curated record
UCCGAACCGAAUAAUACUUUCUUGUAGCUAGCUAACCCUUCUUAUUAUAGCUCAGUGAGCUAACCAUUUCUGACUAAAAUAUUCGAAUUAGUUAGCUAGAUAGAAAUUGUAACGUUAGCCAACUAGCUAGCUAGCUUGGUAAAUGAAAUAAUAUUUUACAAAAUGCAUUUAAUCUUUGUUUUAAACUGACUGACGUAGCGUAGUUUAUUUACGUUGGUGGCAGGCAAACUUGUUUUCUUCAGCUCAAGCGGAGGGAAGUUAACAAGCUAACGUUAGCUAGCUACAAUGACAUUUCUGUGAAUUCAUGGGGGGAGGACACACAAUUAAAUACGUCAUUGGCCAACGACCCCGAUUUCCAUCAAAACACCCAUGGCAAAGUGGUUAAAGGACUACCUGAACUUUGGCAGCCGUCGUGACGCCCCCCAGCCGCUGCGUCCUGACUACACAGAGAGUGAGAUCCUGAGGGCCUACAGAGCCCAGAAAGACCUGGACUUUGAAGACCCCUACCAGAGCGCAGAGAAACCACAAAAUGGCUGCUACGGUGGCUGCAGGGGGACAGUAAGCCUGCAUGCGUUUCCCGCCUUUGCUUCUGACCUUCCCAACGAUGCAGAGGUGAAGGUGGUGUCUCCCAAACACAGGCUGAUCAAGGUGGACUCUCAGGAGUUCAGUCGCAGUAAGGUCCCCCUUAGCCCCGUCACCAUCCAACAAGAACCGGUGCUUCCCUCUGCUCCUACAGCCGUAGGGGACUCCGACACCGACUACUCAGACCCUUUUGAUGCCAGACCAGUUCCUCGGCUUAGAGCAGAUUGGGAGCCUAACCCUAGCCCACACCUUACCUUGGACCUCAGCCCUAUCACCAGUCCUACCGUGGUAGCCUUCAGCCCUAACCCUAUCCUAGAUCUCAGUCUCCGUCCAGGGCACAGCAGCAGCUACAUGGAACCCUUUGAAGCCCAGAGGGUCAUCACAGAGCUCCAACAGGGCCCAGAGCGGGGCCGGCCAGGAGUGGGCAGUGGAAGGUCAGGGGUUGGGGUUGGGAUCGGAGAUCAACUCUAUGAUGACCCCUACGAUGGGACUCGACAUCGCCACUGGGGGGCGCCACCGCAGCAGCAGGGGAGAGAGUUCCUCAGGGAUGAACCGAGAGAGGUCAGAGAGAGCAGGCUGCCCCAGGACGAUGAGAGACCAGCAGAGGAGUACGACCAGCCCUGGGAAUGGAAGAAGGACCACAUCUCCAAAGCUCUAGCAGUGAAGUUUGAGGGGGCAGAGUGGGAGAAGUCGUUAGCCCAGUCAGACCAGGCCAGACUACCCAGGACCAGCCCCACAGCCCCAGGGGGCGUAGCCAGCCUUCGGAGGCCUGGUGACACCACCCCUAUCCUGGGUGAGAGAGUGGACCCCUGCCUGCCCCUGGAGAGACAGGUGUGGUACCACGGUUCUGUGAGUCGUGCGGAGGCAGAGACUCUACUGACGUUGUGCAAAGAGAGUUCCUACCUGGUGAGGAAUAGCCAGGCCUGCUCACAAGACUACUCUCUCUCCCUCAGGAGUUGUCAGGGCUUCAUGCAUAUGAAGUUCACUCGGAGUUCAGAGAGUCAUUACGUCCUGGGAGAGAACAGUCCUCCAUUCUCCUCUGUACCAGAGGUCAUCCACUACUACACCAUGCACAAACUACCUAUCAGAGGAGCUGAACACCUGUCUCUGCUCUACCCUGUCAUAGUACAGACCCUCUGACCCUUCUCUACUCUUUAGCUGCAUCCCAACUGGCACCCUAUUCCCAAUGUAGUGCACUACUUUAGUGCACUCUGAUCAAAAGUAGUGCACUAUAUAGGCAAUAGAGUGGGACACGGAUAUUUAUGAUACUAUUACUAGUACAGAAGGUGCUGUCAUCUAUGGAGAUGCUAACAUGGCUGCUGUGGAACUGUGAUGUUAUUCUUAGAGCAUCAACAUGGUUCUGGUGGAAACCACAAUGGUUAAACUAUUACAGUUGAAGUCGGAAGUUUACAUAUACCUUAGCCAAAUACAUUUAAACUCAGUUUCACAAUUCCUGACAUUUAAUCCUAGUAAAAAUGCCCUGUCUUAGGUCAGUUAGGAUCACCACUUUAUUUUAAGAAUGUGAAAUGUCAAAAUAAUAGUAGAGUGAUUAAUUUCUUUCACCACAUUCCCAAUGGGUCAGAAGUUUACAUACUCAAUUAGU